Molecule: messenger RNA, 1452 nt
Organism: Fusarium redolens
Lineage: Eukaryota; Fungi; Ascomycota; Sordariomycetes; Hypocreales; Nectriaceae
Exons: 3
Coding region: 1-1452 (483 amino acids)
Source: RefSeq, a predicted model, not a curated record
AUGGACGACGACCUGUGUGCAAAGUGUGAAGAAAAACCCGGUGAUGUCCGAUGCUCCUGCGGUGAGCGGUUCUGCGAAUACUGCUUCUCCAAGAAACACCUACCGCGCAAUCAAACCCACAAACGUGGUGGUUCGAAAAAGACCGAAACCAAAUGGAACAGAAUCAAGGGAGUAGUUUCCAACAUUGCAAGUUCGUUUUCUCCUGCUUCGCACUUUCAGAGAGAUGAGACGACUAAAUGGUUCGGUCUUCACGUUUCGUCACCGCCUGGACGUAAGGAUCGUAUUGCGACAUUGGUUGAGACUACGCGAUUCUCUAACCUUUUAGAGGAGUCGCUUCAUUUCGAUAAGCGGAGUCCCAGGCGGCAGUAUCCGAGCAUUUGCUCGUUUGUUGGGGAUACUGGUGCAGGAAAGUCGACUCUGAUCCGAAGCUUGAUCUUUGACUCCGAACAGGCCUUGGAUUUCGAUCCCCUUGACGCUCCAGUUCCUGGAGCUCAGACUGGAUCUUCUGCCAUCAGAUCUACUACUGGAGAAGUCAAUCUGUACCUUGACCCAACGACCUUUGGAACAGUGGCGCCGAUGUUCUAUGCAGACUGCGAAGGGCUAUUGGGUACAGAACCUCUUGCGGCAGAGCACCAGACCGAAUGGGCAAGGUAUGGACAGCGCUAUCUCAUUGAGUCCAAGGAUGGUAAGCCAGUUGAUCGACGAACGGCUGUCAAGACCAUCUAUCCUCGCUUUCUGUACAUCUUCAGUGAUGUGAUCUGCUAUGUCACCAGGAACCACAGAGCGUGGGCCGAGUCGGCGCUGCGACUUCUGAACUGGAGCAAGGUUGGUGUGCAGAACACUAUUAAUCAACAUGCACUACCUGCGCUGAUCAUUGUUCUUAAUGGGCCGAGUCUGGAGAAUGAGGAAUGGCUUGGUGAUGAUCAUGAGGUUGUCACGGAUGCUUUCUUUCAGGCUAUUGAGAAGGAGAUCAGCGAGACAACCGAGUUUCGUGAACUUGCUCAAAAGCACGGAGACAAGACAAUGAGACAGUUGUUUUCAAGGAGCUUCUCCAGUGUCUAUGUUCACUACAUCCCACUAGAGGGCUACGGACCACUCGGAACUAGUCUUGAGAUUAUCAACCAAACCAAUCGAUUGGCUAAACGAGUCAGGAGAGAUGCAGAGCGUGUCCAAGCCCAGAGAGCUGAGUCUUGGACUCGCUUCGACACGACGCAGAUGUCUCAGGUGGUGCAUUACGCAUUUGCGCAUCUUGCAUCAGGAAGUUCAGAACCGUUCGAUUUCGGUCAGUGUCGACGACAGAUAUCGGUUCCGGAUACAACCGAGGGUCACUUUUCCGAAUUUCUUGGCAUGUCGUUGAAGAAUGGCAUGGAGGCCCGGUUUGACGACACGGCUGCUGUUAUCGCGACGAGUCUACUGAGGAACUCAUUGAGUGCGAACAAAGAUGGUACGUAG